UAGAACAUUAUGUAGUUACUAAAAAAGGAAGAAUUGUAUAUGAUAAAUCGAGAUAGCUAAACCCUGUUAAAUAAAUUGCUUAUAGAAUAAUAUACUUACGUAACUCGUAUAUAAUGAUUUAUUAGAAUUUUUGAGAUAUUCACAGAAAACAGUCUGAGACAUUCAAUAAAUAAUAAAGAUUUUGAGUGUUUUCUAUAAUGCGUUAUCAGAAACGAGUCAGAACUCCUAAUGUAUAAAGUCACCAUAUCAAUAGGAAUAUAUAUGUAUUGAAUGGUAAUAUUAAAACAUUCGCUUCCACUUUUAAUGUAUACUUCGAUGAUAAUUCAGACAAACUACUAACUGUAUUUUACUUCUGGUACUCAUACUGGUGCCAUCAUUAAAACCCUAUUUUUCUAUUCUCAAAGCCUACGACACUUCUUCGAGCGUCAUUUCGAUGGCGUCGGCGGCAGGAUUAGCAGUCGGAUUGUUAUUGCUUAUUAUCAUCAUUGUUUGUGGUGUUCUACUUUGGUAUUACUACAAAAAGAGAAAACAACGUGAAGUCGACAAACUUCCUUUACAGAAAGCACAGCCAGCAAAUAAAAGACUAGUAAACGGGGACUUAUAUAGAGAUGGUAGAGUAACUGGCUCUAAAACACCACGUGCCAUGAACGGCGAUGUUAAAGUGAAUGUGGAAGAUGAAUUAGGAGUUCGCAGAGAAAAUUCAAUACAUAUAUCUAUGACGUCACGAGGUGGGAGCGGCUUAGGGGGUCUUGAUGGUGAUAGGAGGCAAGGAGUUGCACCAGUUGAGGAACCCGAGCUCGCGAAGAACGCCAAGGCCGCACGAGCCGCACCCAGUGAUAAAUACGUGGUGGACAGAAAAGGAAGUGAAGGCCUUCAACGACCAGAUAAAGGAUCUUCAACAGCAUCGGCAUCAGGAGAGCGCCGCCGCUUUGGCGACCCCCCAGCCGAAAGUGCCCGAAAAAAUCGUAAAAGAACACCAAGGCUCCGACAUCCUAUGGAAAUACAAGGAGAUAGUGAAGAAGUUCAAGACAAAAAAGAAAGCUUCAAAAAGGCGGAAGAAUUCUGGAAAGACGAAAAAAGGGCAAGAAGCGGACGGCGGAGAGAACACCCUGAAGCCCUCACCAUACCCUCACUUAAGGAGGACCCGUUCGACCACAGAGACGACAAGCCUCCAGGGACACCCUCUUUCUCUCAAGCCAGAAGUGGAAAAUCUGCAGUUGGAAUGAGGUUGGAACGUGAAAAUUCUGCUUUCAUUGCUCCAGUGAAAGACCCUGCAUCAGAUGAAAACCUUUGGCAACGAGCAUCAAACUUAUGGCACCAUUCAAAUAAUCACAAACCUAUUUGGAAUAAUUUAGCACUUCAUCAUUGAGUUAACACUGCACACACUUUAAAGAAUCGUUUUUUAAAAGUCUAUAGCAUUCUCGCGUGCGAAUUCAACAAGAAUUGCCGAUGUAAAAAGCAGAACCUGUCCUUAAUUGUGAUUAUUAUAAAAUGAAGAUGUAUACUCAAUUUCUGUUAAACAUCUGUCAAUGAUAGAUUGAUGCAUCUCGUUCACAAUAGAGGAAGUUUCUUUUGUUAUUUUGUCAUUAUUAUUAAUGGAAGUUGAUCACGAAGAUCAGUACCUUAAAUAUUUUAUAUUGUUACUACAUAAGAAAUUCGUAUAUAUUGUUUUAAGUGUAGAGGAAUUUAACGUGUGUGUUUUGCGUUGUUCAUACGCAUUUAGAUAGCCAUCUGGAAAACAAAUGCUGAUUUUUUUUUCUUGGCAUACACCUUGUCAAUUUAACCGAUUUGGAGAAAAGGGACUGAUUCAUCAGAAUGGGUUCACUGAAGCCAUAUAACCUUAAAAACAAUAAAAAGUAAAAUGUCUACAUCUGAUGCACACUUGUCGUAUGCAAAAUAAUUAAUGCAUAGAUGAUUGUUGUCGCUGCAAACUUUGCUAAAUACAUGAUUUGCUUCAUCGGACCAUGUGUGGUUGAUUUUUAUUUUAGUAUUUUCCCCAAGGGAUAUUGUUUAUCUAAUCAGAUUGGGCAGCAGUAUAUGCCGACCCUAGUAUGUUGUUAUCGUUUAAAACAGCUGUGAUAUAUAUUUAUGAUGUUUGAAUGUUUUGUUUUAUCUUUCUGUAAUUUUGUUUUAAUGCAUUUGAAUAAAACGUUUUAACAUUUAUUUAAAUAAACUUGUCUGAAAUGUUCCUUUGCGCUAGUUAAUGCUUAUUAGUGAUGGGCAAAUCGGUAAGAUUUGCCAACCGAUUAAUCGGCAUAAUCGGACAAGCCAACCGAUUCCAUUAAUCGGAUAUAAUCGGAUAAUCGGUUACUCUAGUUGCAUAUCUGUAAGUUCACCUCACAUUGUAUGUUUUAUGUCAUCACUUAAGAAAUGAGCCACACAGACAUCAAAUAUCCUAUUUCUAUUGUAUCCCUUCAUAAACAUAAGUAAGUUAACAGCAAAAAAGUAAACUUCAAAUCAGGUACUGGUCACAAUUUCACCAGAGACUCUUAUCCAGUGAUAUAUUGUGUUAUUAAAUUAAAAUCAUAUGGAGCAAAAACGUAUUAACGAUUUAUUAAUUCUUAAUAACGACUGGAAUGAUUUCAAUCCCACAAAAUCAAAAAUUGAAAAUACC
Molecule: messenger RNA, 2614 nt
Organism: Mercenaria mercenaria
Lineage: Eukaryota; Metazoa; Mollusca; Bivalvia; Venerida; Veneridae
Exons: 5
Coding region: 434-1369 (311 amino acids)
Source: RefSeq, a predicted model, not a curated record